AGUUGCUAACUGUCCGCCGACGAGUUUGCAGGUUCGCGCGUCGCACGCAAUUGUAUCCGUUGUUUGCCAAAAUUCCGAGAAAUACUGCCCGGAGAAUUGUGCGCUGGCUGAUUUUUCACUUUAUUGAUCCACCACUGCGAGCUGUAGGCACUUUUCUGCACCAGACCUGAAGGCUUCAAUCGCGGAGUGAAGGUGGCAUGAGAUCAGCUUUGCAAACGUGCCUCAUCACGCAAGAAAUUUCUGUGAAAGUGCUAAAAUUUUCGCUGUGAAAUAGCGGUGCUCUUUGCGAAGAGUUGGUUCUUGGAAUGUCUUAUUAGUUUGCAGUUAACUCACAUAUGUGCACAAUGAUAACAUUCUACACAUCACAGUUCGCGAAAUCCCAUCAAGGUGUGAGAUGCAUCAGUGAGUUCUUGCAGAGAAUUGGCGGUAUCUGACUCUUUAUCUGCGGCGACUGCACUGCCAGACCUUUUAUCAUUUUAGACGACUGUUGAAGGCGGUCAUCCGCGAUAAGACAACCGACACUGUGAACAUUUCAGUGAUUCAAGCGUAUAGUGAAUGUGAUUGAUAUAAUUUUAGCAAAUUGUGAUACACAAUUCAUCGGAAAUGUCCAAAUUUUCAGUAAAAUCAGUUGUGAAGUUGGAGUUGGCACUCUUUUUUCUCGUGGACGCAAUGAGCAGAGUGGCGGGAAUCGAUCACUGCUCAUCUCACCUCUUUGCUGGCAACAGCACAAACACGCAGUUCACCAAGGAAGUGGUUAACCACGAGUAUGCUGUUCUAAAUCAAUUUAAGAGUCUGCAUUGCUGUGCCAAAGGAUACCGCAGUAUUGAAUGGUUCAAGGAUGGCAGACCGUAUCCGUGGUCCGGGGAUGUUUCCACACUCAUCUUGUACCCGGAAGCCUCCAAUCAGACCAUCUAUACGAGGCAUGCCUCCUUCGUGGACAACGGAAACUACACGUGCGUAGUGAGCAACGAGACUAUGAAGCUGGAACAGCACAUGAGCCUCGUGGUUCAAGCCAACUCCCCGGACGCUCCGCUGCCCACGUACAGGCCCAAGGAUCAGACGGUGCCUCUGGGCCACACAGCGCGAUUCUACUGCGAGGCAUUCGUGGGGAAUUUGGGACUGCCCGACGUCAACAGCGACAUUUCGUGGUACAGGGUGUACGAGAGGGAACAGGUUCCGGUGUCGGAGGACCAGCAGAAAGUCAUCCGCAGGGAGGAUGAUCAAAACAUCGGCGCGAUACUGGAACUCAGCAACGUGGACGUGAAGAGCUAUGGGCGAUACAUGUGUCGCAUAGAGAUGGGCAAUGCCGCCCACAGAUUCGAGAUGUCCGCGUGGCUGUUUGGCCCGCCUGUGAAGGCGGACGAGUCCUCGGGAGCCCUGCUUCAGUUCCUCGCCAUUGUCCUGGCGUGCAUGGCAUUCGUCGUGCUCCUCACAGUCUACAGAUACGCGCCCAAGUGGCGACAGGCCAGCCGAAAGAAGUCCAAUCAGAGCAGGAUGGAUUCAGCAGAGAAAUUCAAUAUACCCACGAGGCCGUAAUGACCUUUUCUAGAAUGUGUUACUGAACUCAACAUUUCCAAAUUCACAUCAUGUAGAAUUGGCGGGAGAAGAGCAUGUAAAAAAUAUUGAUGGUAUUCCUAAAACAAAAAAGAAAUCACUUUCUGCAUGAAGAAAGGCUUGCAUAAUGCUCUGUUUUGAUUGAUAUUUCCUUGAGGCGACCUAGAGCAAAGCGCUAACGUAGUUUUAUUUUAGCAUGAUGAUAGGGAAGAAUCUGAAUAUACCAGAAAAAUGCCAAAUUUUUCAGAUCAUUUCAUCUUGAAGGUUCACCAUUUCAUUUAAUCUGCCGCUUCACUGUCUGACCUGACCUUUUUCCAGUAAACAGCAAAAUAAGCAAAACAUCGAGUAAAUAUUUACUUAACUGUUGCAAGAAAUUAAAGAAUUAAAUGACAUAAGUACAGGAAGAAAUGUACAUCAAGUGUAAAAAAUGCUAGAGUAAACGUUUUCAAAAUUCUAUUAGAGAAAACACGUGUAAGUAACUGCGUGAAACUAAACAUUUCCAUCUCGAGAAGGUAUAAUUAAAUUUGAUUGAAGCUUCUGAGUCACGCUUCUAUUGUUUUCGAUUUAAUAAGUAAAAGAAUUAACUUAUUUUCACUUUCCACAGAGAGGAAUCUUUCGAAAUUAUACAGGUUGAUAGUAGAAUUUAUUUAUGUUAAGUUAAAUAUUUUUACAAUUGUGUGAAUAUACUUUUAUACUAUAGAACAAUUAAAUAAAUGAUGAAUGAA
Phlebotomus argentipes is the source of this 2279-nucleotide messenger RNA. RefSeq names its product fibroblast growth factor receptor 3-like. The record is from RefSeq and is a predicted model, not a curated record. The transcript is spliced from 4 exons. Lineage: Eukaryota; Metazoa; Arthropoda; Insecta; Diptera; Psychodidae. Bases 604 to 1536 code for a protein of 310 amino acids.